Mesocricetus auratus (golden hamster) is the source of this 8504-nucleotide messenger RNA. It is a transcript of the gene Cr2, whose product is annotated as complement C3d receptor 2. The transcript is spliced from 25 exons. Gene Ontology annotation, biological process: negative regulation of complement activation, classical pathway. The record is from RefSeq and is a predicted model, not a curated record. Lineage: Eukaryota; Metazoa; Chordata; Mammalia; Rodentia; Cricetidae. The coding region runs from base 152 to 4402 and encodes 1416 amino acids.
CCUGCAGAUGUGCUCCACAAAUCUUCAGUACCCAGCGCUGAGCAGACACUAUUUAAGAGUCCUUCCUCACAGCUUACUGCCAGCUGCCGGCCGUUAGCCAAAUUCUCUUAUCCUUGCUAGAGGCUCACAACACUCAGAAAGCAACCUGCAGAUGGGCCGCUGCGGUGGCAUGGGAGCCUUGGGUUCGCUCUGGGUUUUCUUCACUCUCAUCACGCCAGGAGUUCUAGGUCAGUGUAAGUCGCUGCCAAAGUAUACUUUUGCUAAGCCUAUUAUUGAGAGUGAUAAGUCUGAGUUUGCGGUUGAAACAACUUGGGAAUACAAAUGCCUCCCUGGGUAUAGUGGGAAGCCAUUCUCAAUCACCUGCUUAGAAACCUCCAAGUGGUCAGAUGCUCAGGAGCCCUGUAAACGUAAACCAUGUACAACUCCCAAAGAACUCCUCCAUGGCUCUGUGCAUGUAAAUACGGGUAUCACAUUUGGGUCAACAAUUACAUAUUCUUGUAAUGAAGGAUAUCGACUCAUUGGUGAUUCAUCUGCUACAUGUAUUGUCUCAGACAAUGGGGUAAUUUGGGAUAAUGACAUGCCUUCUUGUGAAUCUAUUCCUUGUGAGUCACCUCCAGUCAUCGCCAAUGGGGACUUCUACAGCAGCAGUAGAGACAGUUUUUUCUAUGGAAUGGUAGUAACUUACUCUUGCCAUGUUGGAAAGAAUAGGGAAAAACUGUUUGACCUGGUGGGUGAGAAGUCAAUAUAUUGCACCAGCAAAGACAAUCAAGUUGGCAUCUGGAACGGUCCACCCCCUCAAUGUAUUGCUAUGGUCAAGUGCCCAGUGCCUAAAAUUGAAAAUGGAGAUGUGGAGUAUGGAUUUAAACGCUCCUUCUUCUUAAAUGAUACAGUAAUCUUUAAGUGCAAGCCUGGCUUUACUAUGAAAGGCAGCAAUAUAGUAUGGUGCCAGCCAAACAGCAAAUGGAGCCCUCCACUGCCAACAUGCUUCAGGGGAUGUCCACCACCUCAAAAUAUCCUCCAUGGUGAUUAUAACAAAAGAGAUGAGGAAUUCUUUUCUGUUGACCAGGAAGUGUCAUAUAGCUGUGAACCUGGCUAUACUCUCAUUGGAACUAACCUUGUGCAGUGUACAUCCUUGGGAACCUGGAGUCAUGCAGCCCCAACAUGUAAAGUGAAGUCAUGUGAUGCCAUUCCAAACCAACUUCUCAAUGGCCAAGUAUCUCUUCCUCCUAAUCUCCAGCUUGGGGCAGAGGUUUCCUUUGUUUGUGAUCCAGGGUUCCAGUUAAAUGGCAAAUCUUCUAGUCAGUGUGUCCCAGAAGGAGAGACAGUAAUCUGGAAUAAUAAGUUUCCUGUUUGUGAACAGAUUUCUUGUGACCCUCCUCCUGAAGUCGAAAAUGCUCGGAAACCCCAUUUUUCUCUUCCCAUACCCCUUCAAACUGUUGUUCUGUACUCCUGUUUAUAUGGCUUCCGCCUGAUUGGAGAAAAGACUCUUUUCUGUAUAAGUAAAGAUCAAGUGAAGGGCACCUGGGAUAAAGCUCCUCCUGUAUGUGAAAAUUGGAAUAAGCAUUCUGUUUGUUCAGAGCCUAUAGUACCAGGGGGAUUCAAAAGUAGAAGAUCUAAACCACCAUUCAAACAUGGUGACUCUGUGACAUUCACCUGUAGAGCCAACUUCACCAUGAAAGGAAGCAAAACAGUCUGGUGCCAAGCAAAUAAUAUGUGGGGACCAACACCACUACCAAUUUGUGAGAGCGAUUUCCCUCUAGCGUGCCCAUCACUUCCCAUGAUCCAUAAUGGACACCACACAGGACAGCAAGUUGGCCAGUUUGCUGCAGGGUUAUCUGUGACAUAUAGUUGUGAUCCUGGUUAUUUACUUAUUGGACAAAAGACAAUUAAGUGCUUAUCUUCAGGAGUCUGGGAUAGUGUCAUCCCCACAUGCAAAGAGGCCAAGUGUGAACCUCCAGGACAGAUUCCCAAUGGGCAGAUAAAAGGGCCCCUGAGUCUUCAGGUUGGCAAAACUGUGUACUUCUCCUGUAAUAAAGGGUAUCAAUUACAAGGACAACCUUCUAGUCAGUGUGUAAUUGUUGAACAGAAAGCCAUUUGGACCAAAAAGCCAGUAUGUAAAGAAAUUCUCUGCCCUCCACCUCCACCUGCUCUUAAUGGAAGACAUACAGGCAGCUUUUCAGCACAUGUACCAUAUGGAAGCACAGUUAACUACACCUGUGACCCAAGCCCUGAGAAAGGCGUGAGCUUCAUUCUUAUUGGAGAGAAGACUAUCUAUUGUGCCAGCGACAGUAAGGGCAUUGGGAUCUGGAGUGGCCCUGCUCCACAUUGUGUACUUUCAAUUUCUGCGGUUCAGUGUCUAAAGCCCCAGAUAGAUAGAGGCCAAGUGUUAUCAAUUUUGAAAGACAGAUAUUCCUAUAAUGACACUGUGACACUGUCUUGUGAAUCUGGCUUCAACUUGAAGGGCAGCAAGAGAAUCCGAUGCAAUGCCCAGGGCUCAUGGGAGCCAUCGGUUCCAGUGUGUGAAAAAGAAUGUCCAGCUCCUCCUAAAAUUAUCAAUGGGCAAAAAGAAGACAGGCACUUCCUCAACUUUGACCCUGGAACAUCCAUAAGAUAUAGCUGUGACCCUGGCUAUUUACUGGUGGGAGGGGACACUAUAAACUGUACUCCUGAGGGCAAAUGGAUACCCGCUGCCCCCCAGUGCAAAGUUGCGGAGUGUGAACCAGUAGGCCCACAUCUUUUUAAGAAGCCUCAGAAUCACUUUAUUAGGACAGCUGUUAAUUCUUCUUGUGGUGAAGGGUCCCGGUUAAGUGAAAGUGCUUAUCAGCUGUGUCAAGGUACAAUUCCUUGGUUUAUAGAGAUUCGUCUUUGUAAAGAAAUCACCUGUCCACCACCUCCUAUUAUCCACAAUGGGACACAUACAGGAAGUUCCUCAGAAGAUGUCCCAUAUGGAACUGUGAUCACCUACAUGUGUUAUCCCGGGCCAGAAGAAGGAGUGCAAUUCAACCUCAUCGGGGAACGCACCAUCCGCUGUACAAGUGACAGCAGAGGGAGAGGCUCCUGGAGUGGCCCUGCCCCUCUCUGUAAACUUUCCCUCCCUGCUGUUCAGUGCUCAGAUGUCCGUGUGCCAAAUGGAUAUAAGCUUACUAACAAAGAAGCCCCAUAUUUCUACAAUGAUAGUGUGACGUUGAAGUGUAAUGAUGGAUACAUUUUGAAUGGAAGUAGUCAGAUUCGUUGCAAAGCCAAUAACACCUGGGAUCCUCAAAUUCCACGUUGUGAAAAAGAAGGAUGUGAGCCUGUGAGAGAACUCCAUGAGCUUCCAGAUGAUUCACAUGUAAAACUAGUGAAUAGAGCCUGUCAACAUGGGUACCAGUUAACUGGACAUACUUAUGAGAAGUGUCAAAAUGUUGAGAAUGGGACUUGGUUCCAAAAGAUUGCGGUUUGUAAAGUCAUUCUCUGUCCACCUCCACCAAUAGUUGAUAAUGGGAGGCUCACAGGCACGAUGGAAGAGCCCUUCCUGUAUGGAAGUGAAGUCUUUUAUGAAUGCAAUCAAGGGUUUGAUCUUCAGGGGAAGAAAAGUUUGCAAUGCAUAAAUGAUCCUAAAGGACAUGGAUAUUGGAGUGGACCUCCACCAGCGUGCUUACAAUCUUCUCCUCCAACUCAUUGCCCUGAUCCGGAAGUCAAACAUGGAUACAAACUCAACAAAACUUAUUCUGCAUAUUCCCAUAAUGAAAUAGUACAUGUUGCCUGCAAUCCUGGUUUCAUCAUGAAUGGUAGUCACUUGAUAAGGUGUCAUACCAAUAACACAUGGGUACCAGGUAUACCAACUUGUAUCAGAAAAGCUUUCUUAGGGUGCCGUUCUCCAUCCAUGAUCCCCAAUGGGAAUCAUACUGGUGGGAAUAUAGCUCUGUUUUCCCCUGGAAUGUCAGUCAUGUACAGCUGUUACCAAGGUUACCUUCUGGCUGGAGAGGCACUUCUUCUCUGUACUCAUGAAGGUACCUGGAGCCAACCUGCUCCUUAUUGUAAAGAGGUAAACUGUAGCUUCCCUGAUGAUGCAAAUGGAAUACAGAAGGGACUCCAGCUUGGGAAAAUGUAUCGGUAUGGAGCUACUGUGGCUUUGGAAUGUGAGGAUGGGUAUACUUUGGAGGGCAGUCCUCAGAGCCAGUGCCAAGAUGACCACCAAUGGAACCCUCCCCUGGCUAUGUGCAAAUACCGGUACACUAUUCCUCUUAUUUCUGGUGUUUCUGCAGGCUCAGCAGUUAUCAUUUUGGUUGGUGUCACCUUCUGUAUGAUGUUAAAACACAGAGAACGCAAUUAUUAUACAAAGACAAGGCCUAAAGAAGGAGCUUUUCAUUUAGAAACACGAGAAGUAUAUUCUGUUGAUCCUUACAACCCAGCAAGCUGAUAACAUGACAAGUUGGUAUAUAAUGAAACUGAAAUGCAUUACUAAUAUAUAUAUAUAUAUACAAUAUAUAUAUAUGUCAAGAUUUGCUUUAUGACUUUCUCAAGGCCUUUCUUAUACAUUGUUUGAAGUACAUAUUGAUCUAUAUCAUUCUUUAAUAGCCAUGUAGAAUAUUGUUAACUUACCUUCUUCAUAUUGUCAACUGAAGGUCAUAGUUUAAAAUAUUGUCUAUUCAGUAAAUAUGUAAAAAUGUGAUUAAUAAAAUUAUUAAGGAUAAUUUUUAACAAUUAAGAAUGAAAUAAAGUCAGAUAUGGUGGCACAUGCUUAUAAUACUAGCACUUGGGAAAUAGAAGGAAGAUCAGGAAUUUAAUGCUGGCCUCAGCUACAUAGUGAAUUUGAGGGCAGCAUUGACGGGAUGAGGCCCUUUCUCAAAAGGGGCAUGGGAUAAGAAUAAAGCAAGCAUUAUUAAAGAGAAACAGGGACAGAGGCUAGAGAAAAGCAAGUGAUUACAUAGAAAGCAUUCACUAAGAAAAUGGCAUUUGUGCAAAGACUGGAGAAAAGUAGGGAGCCAACCAAGUAGGUACAUAGAAGAUGGGGAUUCAAGGAAUAUACAAACAAUAGCAAAUUCAAAGACUACGAGGUCUUGCUAUGUUGGCAUAAAAAGAUGGUGUGUGUGGCCUAGAGUGGAUUGAUCAAAUAGGAAAAAAACAUGUUCAGAGAGGGAACUUGGGAAGGAGCUGGAGGAUUACACAGGGUGGUCUAGGUCAUUGUAAUAGGUCUUUAUUCUGAGAUGGGAAGUGCCCCCUGAGUUUUAAGCAGAAGAACUAUGUAUCAACCUUAACUGGUGGGUUAAGAAGAGGUUAUAGGAAGUUAAGGAUGGAAGAAGGGAAUCAACAAGGAGGCUGAAACAAUAAUCUAAGCCAAAAUCAACAGCCUGGCAAGGAGAGGCCAUAUUCUCCAUGCAUUUUUUAAAAUAAUAAUAAGGGGGCUAGAUGAUGGUUUGUGUCUGGAUAUAAAGAAUAAAGAAAGGUAUUGAUAAUGAUGUGAGGGAUUUGGGACCUAAGCCACUGGGAUGAUAAAAUUGCUAUAAAGAUAAUUCAGAGUGGGACUGGAGAGAUGGCUCAGAGGUUAAGAGCACUGACUGUUUUUCCAGAGGUCCUGAGUUCAGUUCCCCAAAACCACAUGGUGGCUCACAACCACCUUGAUUGAGAUCUGGUACCCUCUGCUGGCCUGUAUGCAGAAGGCUGUAUACACAAUAAAUAAAUAAAAUAUAUAAAAAGAUAAUUCAGAGUGUGAUAAGUAGACUGGAAAGAAAUCAGUUCUGCUUUGGGAGUGUUUAAUGUAAGAUAUCUAAUAAUCAAGUAAAAGUGUCAAGAAGGCAGCUGACAAAUUCAUAUUUCAAGCAUCACAGAUGAUACUGAACAUACAAGCCCAUACAUAAAUAAAGAGACCAAAUCAUAUCAGCAUGGGGGCAGAAGAGGAGAAGUCCAAGUAAUGAGCCUUAUGGCUUCUAAUGUGAGGAGUUGUAAAGCAAGGAAGAGAGGCUGAAAAAAGAGGUAGCCUCUGAUGCAAAAGCUUACAUACAGCUUAGAGAAGAAAGGGACAGCUUUGAAGUUUCUGUUGACAGUUUACAAAUGACAAGCAAUGAAAACUGACUAUUGGAUUUAGCAGCACAAAAUGUGUUGAUGAACUUGACAAAAAAUAGCUUUAGUAUAUGUAAAGGAGAAAGAAGCUGUAUUAAUCUCAAGAGAAACUGAAGGACCAACUAUAGGUAGAUGUUCUGUCUCCAGGAGUUUUUCUGCAAUGGAUCAGAUAAUCAUAGAAAAAAUAAAGGACAGACUUUUGACUAGUUAAUAGAUGCACCUAUGCCACAGUUCCUAUAAGAUGAUUGACGACGACUUGGUAGAAAGAGGAAAAAAACAAAAGCAAGAGAGUAAAAAAGAAUUUCUGGACCACAAUUUUAGUGGAGGAGUUUCUCAGAUAGGAAUAAAGGCUUAGUCACAAAAUGGAAGCUAUAACAAACAGAAACAAGGACAAUGUUCCAUGUGAUAUGAUGGCAAAUGAACAACCAUUCUCUAUUAAUGGUGUAGCUUGCAAUGACUAGGAAGCAGCCUGAUUUGAUGAGAAUAAAACUCAGGGAGAUGCAAGAAGUUAAGAGAAAGGAGAAAUAUUGAAGUAGAGGACUGAAUGAUGGAAAGUACAGAAAGCUGAGAAAGCACUUUUUAUAACAUACCUAAGGUGCCAGAGAAAAAUGGGAGUGAACAUCAGAGGGUAUAUUUUGCUGAGAGUCUUUGAUGCCAUAUCUCACUCAGACUUCACUACCAUUUUGAAAGAUAGCUAUUGAUAGCUCAAAAUUAACAAGAAAUGAAAAGUGACCAUUGGAACUUAGCAGCACAAAAUUUGUUGAUGAAAUUGAUAAGGCUGGUUUUUUUUUCAGAAAUAAAGGGGAAAGAUGAUACCAAGAUGAAGUAAUAGUCCAGAUGGAGAGACCAAAGCUAAAAUAUUCUCUUGGCCAAAGAAUUCAGAAUCGGGGUCUGGAAAAAUGAAUGGUUCAGAGGUUAAGAGCACUUAUUGCUCUUGCAGAGGACCCAGGUUUAAUUCCCAAAACCUACAUGGUGACUCAGAACCAUCUGCAACUCCGGUUCCAGAGGAUCUGAUGCCUUCUAUUGAUUUCUGUAAACUUUUGCACACAUGUGGUACACAUACAUUCACUCAGGUGCACACACAUAUGCAUACUUUAAAAAAGAAUUUUAAACUUAUUCCUAUAUAUUUGACAGAUACCUUCCCCUCUGUCCUCUUGAACUUAUUUUAUUAGGACAAAAAGACAUACAUAUUAUAGAGUAAGGGUAAGUGUCAUAGGCAAACUACAGAAAAGCUAUUGUAGUAUUUGAAGAGGAAAAUGUUACUUGCUCCUGGGGAGUCUUAGUAAAGGAACAUAGGAGAAAGUGAACAUUGUAUCAGAGGGAUCCCACACUCAAAGAAAGGGAGCAAAGAAAAAGCUACUGUAUAUUUGUUGGAUAGACAUCGAUCUUUAUUUUAUUUGUAUUUAUCAGCAUAAAAUACACUUAUGUGUUCCAGUUCAUAUUAUCUGAAGUCCUUCAUAAUAGAAUGAUACCAUCUAAUUGGUUAAUGAUUGUAAUUGUCAAAAAUAGAGAUUGUUGAUGAUGCUCUAGUCAUGUUAUUUAAAUUUAAGUUACAUUAUUCACAUUGUUACCUACAUAGAAAUAAUCUGUUUCAGUGUCAGCAUUGGACAUUGAUAAGAAAGAAAGCAUUUGAGUAUCAGCAAAUCUAUGAGUGAUCCUAGCAUGAGUGAACUAAUUUCAUAAGCUGUAAUUUUUUACAUGCAAUUUAUUCUCAAGCAGAACAGAGACGAUUUGUUUGAUGUUAAAGAUGGGUUCCCAGCCAUUGUGCAGUGAGGCCUACUCUAUUAAGCUUUAUCUGUGAUCUGACUGAAGCCAGUCUGUGGGUAUGGAAAUGGAAAUGACACUCCAAAUAUAAGCUUCUUUAAAAAAACAUACUCUUAUAUAUAGCGACCUACACACUGUUACCAUAUGCUUUGGAUUACAAUGGAGCUUUCAAUAUCUACCAGGGUUGAACAAACUGUGGCCUGUGGGCUACAAGAAGCCCAGAAUAGCUAUGAAUACAGCCCAACACAAAAUCAAAAACGUAUUUAAAAUUAUCAUGAUAUUUCCUUUUGUAGCAUUUAUUCUGUAAUUUGGUUGUAUAGUCCUCAAAUGUGAACUUUUUAGAUGACAAUGUGUGUUGGGAAAACUGGAACGUUAAACACUCCUGUAUCCGAAGUAUUUCCUGCAAUUACGAUGACCACACCUAACUGGAAACCCUGAUUUUAACAGAAAUUUCUCUCUCUGAUUUGGCUAAGCAUACUCUCUUGGGUUAAUGUUUUUCUCUUACUACUUUGUAUUCUUUGCCUAGCCACAAACAUUCUGUAAUUCUAAUUUGCACAAGAUUUGGGAACUAUAGAAACUGAGUUUUAGUUCAAGGUUUGGCUAUUUUUUAAAUAAUUUUCUCAUAAGCUUCAGCUUUUUAUAAAAUGUCAUUUAGUAGUAAUAUAUUCAUCAUUCAAUAAACUCUGUUUUUAAAAAGA